Diaporthe citri is the source of this 1500-nucleotide messenger RNA. RefSeq lists its product as uncharacterized. Gene Ontology annotation, biological process: proteolysis. The record is from RefSeq and is a predicted model, not a curated record. The transcript is spliced from 3 exons. Gene Ontology annotation, molecular function: metalloexopeptidase activity. NCBI's taxonomy places the organism in Eukaryota, Fungi, Ascomycota, Sordariomycetes, Diaporthales, Diaporthaceae. Bases 1 to 1500 code for a protein of 499 amino acids.
AUGAAGGCCGUGACAUUCAUCAUCGGUGCCUGCCUGGCUGCCUCAAGAUGCCUGGCGACAGACACGAUCAGCCCUGACCUGAUCGAGGCCGACAUCACCACCGCCGAGCUUGAGGAGAUACUCUCAGACCUCAACGACAUCGGCGACGCGAACGGCGGCAACCGAGCCUUCGGCCUGCCAGGCUUCAAGGCCAGCGUCGACUACGUCCUGGAGAGGAUAGGCGCGACAGACGCCGCCGCCGGCCUCACCAACGAGACCUCGGCGCUAAAGACGUGGGUGCAGCCCUUCAACCACACCUUCGAGCAGACGCGCGAGAUCAGCGUCACCGGCCCGGACGGGGAAGACGUCUACGUGCUCACCCUCCUGUACAACGCCGCCACGCCCGUGCCCGAGGGCGUCACGGGCGCCCUCGUCGACACCCCCGUCGACGACGAGCGGGGCUCCGGCUGCUUCGCGGACCAGUGGGAGGGCGUCGACGCGGCGGGCAAGAUCGCCCUCGUGAAGCGCGGCGUGUGCGCCAUCGCCGACAAGCUCAAGCUCGCCAAGAACGUAGGCGCCGUUGGCGCCCUCGUCUACCAGCCGCAGCCGGGCACCAACUUCUCCUCGGCCACGCUGUCGGCCGACAACAUCGGGCUGCUCGUCCCCGCGGGGCUGAUCCCGCUCGAGGUCGCGCAGGCCUGGCAGGCGCGCCUGGCUGCUGGGGAGGAGGUCAGCGGCACGCUGCUUGUGGAUUCUAUCUUCGAGACACGGGAGACGUGGAAUGUCUUCAGCGAGACCACGGGGGGCGACCCUGACAGUGUGGUUGUUCUCGGCGCGCAUCUUGACAGCGUGCAGGCUGGGCCGGGCGUCAAUGACGACGGCAGUGGGACUUCUGGCCUGUUGGCUAUUAUCAACAGCGUGAGGAAGUACACCGGUCUGAAGAACAAGAUCCGCUUCGCCUGGUGGGGGGCCGAGGAGAGCGGCCUGGUCGGCAGUCUGUACUACACGCGGAACCUGCCCGUUGAGGAGGUCAACAAGAUCAAGUACUACUUCAACUACGACAUGAUAGGCUCGCCGUUCCCGGUGUUUGCCAUCUACCAAAGUGAGAACAGUGGUGGUCCCGCGGAGGAUCUGCUGGAGUAUCUCACGGCUCAAGGCAAAGACGCAUACUUUGGAUCCUUCGGAACUGGCUCCGACUACGUUGGCUUUCUCAACCUCGGCAUCCCGUCGAGCGGCAUCUUCACCGGCGCCGGUGCUCCCACAGACCCCUGCUACCAUCUCGCCUGCGAUACCAUCACCAACAUCGACUUCGAUGCCAUCACCGUCAACACAAAGGCCGCGGGCAGACUGGCUGCUCAGCUGGCGCUAUCUCUGGACGGGGUCCCGAGCAGGAACACCACUUCUUCCAACCUUAGGGGCAGGAUGAAGAUCACCGAGAGCUUCCAGAAGUGGGCGAGGGCCGAGGAGCGCGUGGCCCUGCAGAAGUCGUGCUCGCAUGACACCCAGAAUCGGUUGAUAUAG